Lonchura striata (white-rumped munia) is the source of this 1566-nucleotide messenger RNA. RefSeq names its product DnaJ heat shock protein family (Hsp40) member C9 (gene DNAJC9). Gene Ontology annotation, cellular component: cytoplasm; nucleus. The record is from RefSeq and is a predicted model, not a curated record. Gene Ontology annotation, molecular function: heat shock protein binding. Lineage: Eukaryota; Metazoa; Chordata; Aves; Passeriformes; Estrildidae.
AGCAGCAGGCGGGGCGCGGAGCGGGCGGGAAGGGCGGAGGGCUGUUGGUGGCGGUCCCGGCGGGGCAGGAUGGCGCUGCCGCAGCAGUGCGAGGCCGCGUUCGGCACCGCCGACCUGUACGGUGUGCUGGGCGUGCGGCGCGGCGCGUCCGCGCAGGAGAUCCGCCGCGGCUACCACCGCGCCUCGCUGCGCCUGCACCCCGACCGCGUCCCGGCCGAGCAGAAGGAGGAGGCCACGCGCCGCUUCCAGAUCCUGGGCAAGGUGUACGCCGUGCUGAGCGACGACACGCAGCGCGCAGCGUACGAUGAGACGGGCAUGGUGGACGAGGACGCAGAGGCGCUGCAGGACGGGCGGGACUGGCUGGAGUAUUGGCACCUGCUGUUCAAGGUCACCAUGAAAGACGUUGAAGACUUCCACAAUAGCUACAAAAACUCGGAGGAAGAGCUGGCUGAUGUGAAGGCAGCGUACAUGAAUUUCAAGGGCGACAUGGAUCGGAUCAUGGAGUCUGUGAUGUGCGUGGACUACACAGAUGAGCCCAGGAUACGGGAAAUGAUCAAGCAAGCCAUCGACUCCGGGGAGCUCCCGUCCUACAAGGCUUUUGUAAAGGAGUCAAAGCAGAAGAUGAUGUCCAGAAGAAAGAGGGCAGAAAAAGAAGCUAAAGAGGCAAAAAAGACUAAAGAUGAAUUGGGCCUUAGUGGAGAAAAUGACUUGCAAGCGCUGAUUAAAAGCCGAAGCAGAGAGCGAGAAAAGGAAAUGGAUAACUUCUUCGCCCAUCUGGAAUCAAAGUAUGGGAACAGUACUAAGAAAGGAGGAAAGAAGGCCUCAGCCAAGAAAAGAAAGGCAGAAGGAACAGCGUAGACUGAAAUACCAGGUUUCACUUUGUAUGGAAACGUGGCUUUGGGAGAAUUUGAGGUGUUUUCCGGGCUCCUGUUUCAGACUGUGUGCAUUGACUGGCUCUAAGUGGGAGGAAUGACAUGGCACGCAUGCUGAACAGGGAAGACAAGGCAUUCCUGUGCUACUGUCUCCAACCCUUUGGGUGCCCUACAGUUGAGAUCCAUGUGUGCUACUCACACAUUUCUUCUGUAACAAACCUCCUGCUAUUUUUAAAGGUCUUUGCACAUCAGCUCAACAGGUCUUUUUCAAGAUACUCCUGUAGUUUUUAUAAAGAUUGUUUGGAAAAUUGCUGAUUUAAUAAACAAGAAGGUGGGUUUUUUUUCAGUUUUGCUUCCUCAGUUCUCUGUGUGUUUUCUAAAUAAGUUAUUUAAAACAAGCCAAUUGUGUUGAUUCUUCUGAUUUCAGUCAAAUAAAUCCUGCACACUUCCAGGGAGGAUCGUGUUUCAAAGGCGUAGGAAUCUCAAGGUGAACGCUUUGGGAGUUGAAGGCCCUCACAGCUUCAACAACAGCUCCUAGGGGGAAGCCAGAGGUAGAUGGUCUCUCUGUUCCCUUUUACUUGUCUGCUCUCAAAAAUAACCCUGAUUCUGAGAAAGCAGAGCCUGUAAUUGUGGUUUAUAACACAUGGCUUGAAGGUUACUUUUAUUACACAAAAUAAAUAACAGUCCAGGAGCA